Messenger RNA from Didymodactylos carnosus, 474 nucleotides. The record is from the annotation of a GenBank genome assembly. Lineage: Eukaryota; Metazoa; Rotifera; Eurotatoria; Philodinida; Philodinidae.
AUGUAUCUGAAAAUGCCAAUUAAAGAAUCUGAGAAAAAAAUUAAUUCUGGUCGUGAACGAAAACGAGCGAUUACUGAAACAAAAGAAGGUCAACCUGGACCAAAGCAUCCUAGACGAAAGGACAAAGCAAGAAAUAAGUUAUAUGAAGAAAGAGAACUUAUUGAAAAUUUGACGACAUCACUAUCAGCUGCACUGACAUUAGCACCACCUCAUCAACCUGUACAAGGUCAAUCUGGUGCUACAUUAUCAACUAAUUCUCAAUAUCCAAAAUAUAAAUUAGAACAAAAGUUACAUGGAGCUAUUGAACUCAACGUGAAUACAUUAAAAAGUGAAAAAGAAGGCGAGAAAGAAAAGCCAUUUCCAACACUGUUUAUUGUAACGAAUUUGUAUCUAGGUGAUGCCGGGAAUAAUCCACCAUCUCAGCAUGAAGAUGACGAUGAUGCAGACUCUCGCCAAAAUUCCAACUGCUCGUAA